GCAAUUGCGGGAAAACAUUAAAUACAUAAACAUCUUGUAUUUAUCAAGGAUCUGCCAGAAACUUAGCACAUCGGAUUCUUUGACUAACAACCUUCUAUCUUUUCCUAUAAAACCAGCUUAUCAAUGUUAUAACGUUCUCAAACUCUUCAACUUUUAAUUAGUUGAAACAAAGGUAAAGCAGGGUGAGAGGAGAAAAAGAAAAUGAAGUUCAAGUGUUUAGCCUUGAUUAAUCUUUUACUCUUACAGUAUCUGGCAAUUCUUGGUAUUUCAAAGGGAUUUGAUUUCUUCUACUUUGUGCAACAAUGGCCGGGAUCCUACUGCGAUUCAGGCAAGUUUAGUUGUUGCUACCCUCCAACGGGGAAACCCACCGCUGAUUUCAGCAUUCAUGGACUUUGGCCUAAUUACAUAAAUGGUUCAUACCCUCAAAAUUGUGAUCCUAGCAACCCUUUUAACGAAUCUGAGAUUUCAGACCUCAUCAGUAGCAUGAGAAUGAAUUGGCCAUCACUAGCUUGUCCAAGCAGCAGUGGAGAAAGCUUCUGGUCUCAUGAAUGGGAAAAACACGGUACCUGCUCGGAGUCCGUCCUUGAUCAACACACCUACUUCAGAACAGCUCUCAGCUUAAGGCAACAAACAAAAUUCCUUCAAAGUCUUACAGGAGCAGGAAUCAAUCCAGAUGGAGGAUCUUAUAGCGUGGAGAAUAUUAAAGAUGCUAUAAAAGAAGGAACUGGUUACACACCAUGGAUAGAGUGCAAUGAAGACUCAUCAGGGAACAGCCAACUUUACCAGGUGUAUUUGUGCUUGGACAGUUCUGGGUCAAACCUCAUAGAAUGCCCUGUUUUUCCCCAAGGGGAAUGUAGUUCAGAGAUUGAAUUUCCUACCUUUUAAACUCUUUUAUCAUGUAUUUCAAACAACUGCAUUUUAU
This is a messenger RNA of Hibiscus syriacus, 922 nucleotides long. RefSeq names its product ribonuclease 1-like. The coding region runs from base 202 to 885 and encodes 227 amino acids. Gene Ontology annotation, cellular component: extracellular region. Gene Ontology annotation, biological process: RNA catabolic process. The transcript is spliced from 4 exons. Lineage: Eukaryota; Viridiplantae; Streptophyta; Magnoliopsida; Malvales; Malvaceae. The record is from RefSeq and is a predicted model, not a curated record. Gene Ontology annotation, molecular function: ribonuclease T2 activity; RNA binding.